AUGUUCAACAAGGUCUCAGCAAGUAAUCCGGCCCUCGUGACCACCCAAUUAAACCUCAAAGACAUCAAAAUCUUUUCUUUCAAUAGUGUGGAUGAAUGGGAAAAGUUCGUUAUUUACAACCGUGCUGAAGAGCCCGCGCCAUUGGAAUUCAAUCCCACGGACCCUGAGCAUGGAUACGAUGUGAUCGCCGGGUGGAUUAGUACAGGAAGAAGCGACGCGCCAAAGCCCUUAGGCUACAAGAGAAGUCAGGACCACCCUCCCGAGUUCUUCUGGCAAUACUCACUUAUUUCCGAGAAAGCCAUCGCUGCGGCAAAUGCAUCUAAGACUGUAGAAUUCUUGGACCUUUCCUAG
Cyclocybe aegerita is the source of this 351-nucleotide messenger RNA. The record is from the annotation of a GenBank genome assembly. NCBI's taxonomy places the organism in Eukaryota, Fungi, Basidiomycota, Agaricomycetes, Agaricales, Hemipholiotaceae.